GACGAGGAGGCGGAGUGACUCGGCGGCCAUUAGCUGCGUGUAGUUGUGCUGGACUAGGAGCUUAAGUGAAGAGGAAAGCCUUACUUGGUGGAAAUCACCCGUUUCCAUGGGCUUCUGCCGGGGCUAACCCCAGAGCACGGAGAAGGCGGGCUUUUCGGUUUCCCGGCCUGCCGGGUGGCGGGGCCCACUAGGCCUCCGGGCAUCCCCGGCCUCAAAUAGGCCUGUCUGCCGGCAAGGGCGCCCCAAAGGCGGGAGGCGCCAUGUCGCUGGUUGCUUACGCCAGCAGCGAGGAGAGUGAGCCGGAUGAGGCUGAGCCCGAGCCGGAGGAGGAGGAGGAGGCGGCGGCCCCGACAUCUGGGCACACUUUGGGGGGCCUGUUCGCGUCUCUUCCUGCACCCAAGGGCCCGGCUUUGCUACCCCCGCCUCCCCAGAUGAUGGCCCCCGCCUUCCCCCCGCCGCUGUUGCUGCCCCCUCCCUCCGGAGACCCCCGGCUCCAGCCUCCUCCCCCGUUGCCCUUCGGCCUGGGAGGUUUCCCCCCGCCUCCCGGCGUGAGCCCUGUGGAAGCGGCGGGGGUCGGGGAGGGCUUGGGGCGGGGGCUGCCUGCGCCCCGCGGCCCCGGCCUCAGCCUGCCCCCCCCUGUCGGCGGUGCCGGGCCCCCUCUGGGGCUCCCCAAGCCAAAGAAGAGGACCGAGCCCGUGAAGAUCGCGGCGCCGGAACUGCAUAAGGGGGAUUCAGAUUCUGAGGAAGAUGAGCCCACAAAGAAGAAAACUGUCCUUCAGGGAUCCAGCGAGGGGACCGGUCUGUCUGCGUUGCUUCCCCAACCUAAAAACCUGACUGUGAAAGAGACUAACAGGUUGCUCCUGCCCCAUGCCUUCUCCCGGAAACCCCCGGACGGCUCCUCGGACCUGAAGCCCCCCAGACAGGCCUCAAAGACCAAGCCCGCCUCGCUGGCCCCCGUGGUGGGGACCACCACCACCACCCCAUCGCCCUCGGCCAUCAAGGCUGCUGCCAAGAGCGCUGCCCUGCAGGUGACGAGGCAGAUCACACAGGAGGAGGACGACAGCGAUGAGGAAGUGGCCCCCGAGAACUUUUUCUCCCUCCCUGACAAGGCUGAGCCUCCUGGAGUCGAGCCAUACCCUUACCCCAUGCCCACUGCCCCCGAAGAGCUGCCUCCAGGCACGGAGCCGGAACCAGCCUUCCAGGACGAUGCCGCCAAUGCCCCCCUUGAAUUCAAGAUGGCAGCAGGCUCAAGUGGGGCCCCUUGGGUGCCCAAGCCUGGGGAAGACUACAGCUAUAAUCAGUUUUCCACAUAUGGCGACGCCAAUGCCGCUGGUGCUUACUAUCAGGAUUAUUACAGUGGUGGCUACUACCCUGCCCAGGACCCGGCCCUGGUGCCCCCCCAGGAAAUCGCCCCAGAUGCCUCCUUCAUCGAUGACGAAGCAUUUAAGCGGCUGCAGGGCAAGAGGAAUCGAGGGCGGGAAGAGAUCAACUUUGUGGAGAUCAAAGGUGAUGAUCAGCUCAGUGGGGCCCAGCAGUGGAUGACCAAGUCAUUGACAGAAGAGAAAACCAUGAAGUCGUUCAGCAAAAGGAAAGGAGAACAGCCAACAGGCCAACAGCGGAGGAAACACCAGAUCACGUAUUUGAUCCAUCAGGCCAAGGAGCGGGAGCUGGAGCUGAAGAACACCUGGUCGGAGAACAAGCUCAGCCGCCGGCAGACCCAAGCCAAGUAUGGAUUCUAGGCCCAAGCCGCUCGCUCCCAGGACCCCCGCAGCCCGGGCCAGCUGCUCCUCUGGGACCCCAGCUGCUCCGAGCCCAGGAACUCUCCCUGAGGACCCAGCCCUCGCCUCUGCGAGAACGAAUAUAUUUGAUAGAUUUUUUCUUAACAAAUGUUAGAACAUCCGGCUCCUUCCUGUCCGGGAGCUUGCAGGGACUGGGGAUGAGCCUCACAGCAGUGUCCCUCCGAGGGGAAGUGAGACUCUGCUCCCCGGCGAUGAAAUGUUGAACCCUUCCCUCUGCCUCUGAUUUUUUUUUUUAAACCAGGGAUGUCUGUUGAAAUAAAAUAUUCAGCCUGA
Messenger RNA from Sorex fumeus (smoky shrew), 2072 nucleotides. RefSeq names its product proline rich mitotic checkpoint control factor (gene PRCC). The coding region runs from base 261 to 1739 and encodes 492 amino acids. The record is from RefSeq and is a predicted model, not a curated record. Lineage: Eukaryota; Metazoa; Chordata; Mammalia; Eulipotyphla; Soricidae. The transcript has 7 exons. Gene Ontology annotation, cellular component: nucleus.